UAGUGAGAAGCAUAACCAAUCUUCUUCUCCUUCUCCUUUCUUUUAUUUCGUAGUAGCUAUGGCUAAGAUAUCAUUGCUACUAAUAAUAUGUUCUAUUCUUGUUGGAAUGAGCUCUGCUCAGUCGUUGUCCGCCAAUUUCUACUCUUCCUCCUGUCCGAAUGUCCUCUCAGUUAUCAAAACAGCUGUGGAUUCUGCUGUCACCAAAGAGGCUCGCAUGGGGGCUUCUUUACUUCGUCUUCAUUUCCAUGAUUGUUUUGUUAAUGGAUGUGAUGCGUCCGUACUACUAGAUGAUACUUCAAACUUCACAGGAGAGAAGACUGCUAAUCCGAAUAGUGGGUCAUUAAGAGGGUUUGACGUGAUUGAUACUAUCAAAACAAAAGUGGAGGCUUCAUGUGCUGGUGUUGUAUCUUGUGCAGAUAUUUUAGCCGUUGCAGCUAGAGAUUCUGUCGUCAAACUUGGUGGCCCUAGUUGGACUGUUUUACUGGGCAGAAGAGACUCAACUACUGCAAGUUUGAGUGCAGCAAACAACAACAUUCCUGCACCAACUUUGAACCUCAGUGGCCUCAUUUCUUCCUUCUCUACCAAAGGUUUAACUGCUAGGGAAAUGGUUGCUCUUUCAGGAGGUCAUACAAUUGGCCAAGCAAGGUGUACUACUUUCAGAAACCGUCUAUACAAUGAAGCCAACAUAAAUGCAUCAUUUGCAACAUCAGUGAAAGCAAACUGUCCACAGAGUGGUGGUAACAACAAUCUUUCACCUCUAGACACAAGUCCAACUUCAUUUGACAAUGUUUACUUCAAGAAUUUGCAAAUUCAAAAGGGCCUUCUUCAUUCUGAUCAACAGCUAUUUAGUGGAGGAUCAACACACUCCAUAGUUAACACUUACAGCUCCAAUUCAGCCACUUUCUUCACUGAUUUUAAAAAUGCUAUGGUGAAAAUGGGAAAUCUUAGCCCCCUUACAGGUACCAGUGGCCAAAUUCGUAAAAAUUGCAGAAAGACGAACUAAUAGCUGGCCCGAAUACCAUGGUUAUAAUUUUUUUUUAAAAAGAGAGUACCUAAAAUAUGAUCUCAAGAUUUCUGUGUGUUGCUAUGUUUUUCCCCUGUUUUUUUUUUUUUUUUUUUUUUUUUUUUUUUUUUUGGGUAGUCAACUUAAAUGUUCUGCAUUAUUAGAGGUAAAGGUCGUAACGUCCCCCUCAAUAUGUAAUGUUCGAAGUAGUGAAAUGAAAUGAGUGUUUUUUAUA
Molecule: messenger RNA, 1238 nt
Organism: Nicotiana tabacum (common tobacco)
Lineage: Eukaryota; Viridiplantae; Streptophyta; Magnoliopsida; Solanales; Solanaceae
Product: cationic peroxidase 1-like
Biological process (GO): response to oxidative stress; hydrogen peroxide catabolic process
Molecular function (GO): heme binding; peroxidase activity
Source: RefSeq, a predicted model, not a curated record